AAAGAUGAUGAGAGUCACCGAGUAAACACAAACACGAAACAACGUUGAAGUCGCUCGUUUGUACAGAUAGGUUCACAAUCUCUGACGAGUGAGCUAAAAAGUCGCCUUCUUUUUUGAGUGUUCUCCUUUUCAAUCGUCUCCUAACUCUCAUCCCUAUCGUUUUUUUUUUAAUAAAUAAUGCAAUCGAUUUCGGUAACCAAAGCCUUCAACAAAUCAAGCUCUCUCCUUUUCUUUUCUUUCUUUUUUCCUCAUUCUGGGUUCAGUGUUGAGUGUUGUUUCGAAUUUGAGUUUCUAGGUACGUGUCUUUUCAGCUUUUAAUUUCAGAUGAGGAAUCUCGGGUUAGUCGAAAUUACUCUGCUUUGCUGUCUCUUUGUCUACUUCCGUGUAGAUACUGUCUCUUGUUUAAACUCAGAGGGUUUGGCUUUACUCUCGCUUCUCGACCAUUUUGAUAAAGUCCCGCUUGAAGUUGCUUCGACGUGGAAGAACAACACCACUCCAUGUGAUAGCUGGUUUGGUGUCACUUGUGAUCAUUCUCGUAACGUCGAGACGCUAAAUUUGUCUGGUUCUGGGGUUUCAGGCCAAUUAGCUUCUGAAAUCGGGGAGCUUAAGAGCUUGUUGAUUCUGGAUCUGAGUGAUAACAGUUUCUCUGGUGUAUUGCCUUCAAGUUUAGUAAACUGUACCUCACUUGAGUAUUUGGAUUUGUCUAGGAAUGGGUUUUCCGGAGAAGUUCCAGAUUUUUUUGGUAGCUUGAAGAAUUUAAGGUUUCUCUAUCUUGAUCGUAAUAAUCUUCGUGGUCUGAUUCCUGCAAGUGUUGGUGAAUUGGAAGAGCUCGAAGAACUCGGGCUGUCUCAUAAUGAGUUGUCUGGUACCAUUCCCGAGUCGAUUGGGUACAAGUGCCGUAAGCUGAAAUAUCUGGCUUUGAACAAGAACAAGUUAAAUGGUGUUUUACCCGAAAGUCUCAAUCUACUUGAGAAUCUUGGCGAAUUAUUUGUCAGUAACAACAGCCUUGGAGGGAGGAUUCAUUUCGGUUCUAGCAAUUGCAAGAAGUUGGUGACUUUGGAUCUGUCUUACAACGAUUUCCAAGGUGGUGUUCCACCUGAAAUUGGCAACUGUAGCAGCCUUCACUCUUUAGCCAUUAUCAAAUGCAACUUAACAGGUACAAUCCCAUCAUCCUUGGGUAUGUUGAAAAAGGCUUGGUAUAUUGACCUUUCCGAGAAUCGUCUCUCUGGGAUCAUCCCUCAAGACCUGGGGAACUGCAGCAGCUUGGAAACCUUAAAGCUGAACGACAACCAGCUCCAAGGCGUGAUACCUCCUGCAUUGGGUAACCUAAAGAAGCUACAAAGUCUGGAGCUUUUUGUGAAUAAGCUGUCCGGUGAGAUUCCUAUUGGCAUAUGGAAGAUUCAGAGUCUGACAGACAUGGUCGUUUAUAACAACACUCUCACUGGGGAAUUACCAGUUGAAGUAGCUCAGCUGAAGCACCUUAGGAAUCUUACGCUGUUUAACAACAACUUUUAUGGAGAGAUACCAAUGAGUUUAGGCAUGAAUCAAAGCUUAGAGGAGGUGGACCUUUUUGGUAACCGUUUUACAGGGGAGAUACCACCCCAUAUCUGCCAUGGACAGAAGUUGAGAAUUUUCGUCUUGGGCUCUAAUCAGCUUCAUGGUACGAUACCAGCGUCUAUUCGUCAGUGUAAGACCCUCAAGAGAGUCAGACUUGAAGAAAAUAUGCUUUCAGGUCUUCUUCCGGAAUUUCCUGAGAGUCAUAAUCUUUCUUAUGUGAACCUCAAAAGCAACAACUUUGAAGGAUCCAUCCCGGGCAGCUUGGGAAGCUGUAAGAAUCUCCUGACCAUUGACCUCUCUCGAAACAAACUCACGGGUCUGAUACCUCCAGAACUGGGAAAUUUGCAAAGCCUCGGACGCUUGAAUCUUUCAUAUAAUCAUCUGGAAGGUCCUCUGCCAUCCCAGCUAUCAGGUUGUGCGAGAAUGCUGUAUUUUGACGUAGGGUCCAACUCAUUGAAUGGUUCUCUGCCAUCGAGCUUCAGAAGCUGGAAAAGCUUGUCCACUUUAGUUCUCAGCGAUAAUAAAUUUUUGGGAGCCAUGCCACCGUUCUUGGCUGAGCUUGAUCGCCUCUCAGAUCUGCGGAUAGCUCGAAAUGCUUUUGGAGGUGAGAUUCCUUCAUCAGUUGGCUUGUUAAAGAGUUUACGCUAUGGCUUAGACCUCAGUGGCAACGGCUUUAUGGGUGAGAUUCCAACCGCAUUGGGGAAUCUUAUCAACCUCGAACGGCUCAACAUAUCCAACAACAAGUUGACAGGGUCUUUAUCUGUUCUUCAAAGUCUUAAGUUUUUGGGUCAGGUUGACGUCUCGUAUAAUCAGUUCACUGGUCCAAUACCGGCAAAUCUGAUAUCAAAUUCUUCAAUGUUCUCUGGAAAUCCAGACCUCUGCAUUCAACCUCCUUACUCAGCAAGUGCCAUUACCCGCGACAAGUUUAAAUCUUGCAAAGGUCAAGCCAAACUUAGCACCUGGAAGAUUGCCCUUAUAGCAGCUGGGUCCUUUCUAGCCGUAUUGGCUUUGCUUUUUGCUCUGGUUUUGGUUUUCCUCAGGUGCAAAAGAGGAGCCAAGACAGAAGAUGCUAAUGUACUCGCGGAGGAAGAAGGUCUGUCCUUGUUGCUGAACAAAGUUCUUGCAGCCACUGACAAUCUAGAUGAUAAGUACAUCAUCGGAAGAGGAGCUCAUGGAGUUGUUUACAGAGCCUCGUUAGGGUCAGGCGAAGAAUACGCCGUGAAGAAACUCAUCUUUGCGGAACACAUACGCGCAAACCAAAAUAUGAAGAGGGAGAUCGAAACAAUCGGGCUAGUCAGACACAGAAAUCUCAUUCGGUUAGAAAGAUUUUGGAUGAGGAGAGAAGAUGGCUUAAUGCUGUAUCAGUAUAUGCCCAAUGGAAGCCUGCAUGACGUUUUGCACAGAGGUAAUCAAGGAGAAGCCAUUCUUGACUGGUCUGCACGGUUUAACAUAUCCCUUGGGAUUGCGCACGGACUGGCAUAUCUACACCAUGAUUGUUAUCCACCAAUCAUUCACCGCGACAUCAAACCAGAGAACAUACUAAUGGACUCGGAUAUGGAGCCUCACAUUGGAGAUUUCGGAUUGGCUCGGAUUUUAGAUGACUCAACAGUUUCAACAGCCACCGUUACAGGCACAACUGGCUACAUCGCACCAGAAAAUGCUUACAAGACAGUGAGGAGCAAGGAAUCAGAUGUUUACAGUUAUGGAGUUGUUUUGCUCGAGCUGGUUACAGGAAAGAGAGCACUAGACAGAUCUUUCCCAGAGGAUACCAAUAUCGUGAGCUGGGUCAGAUCUAUAUUAAGCCGCUAUGAAGAUGACGAUGAUACUGCUGGUCCAAUCGUUGAUCCAACACUUGUAGAUGAGCUUCUUGAUACGAAGCUUAGGGAACAAGCAAUACAAGUUACAGACAUGGCUCUAAGGUGUACAGACAAGAGGCCGGAGAACAGACCAUCCAUGAGAGAUGUGGUGAAAAUUUUGACUGAUUUGAAAGAUUUUGUAAGAAGCACUUCAGGUUCAGAUCAGUAGUAAUACUAGUUUCGGAUUUUGCAUGUUCAUAGUUGACUGUCCUUUGAGAACCACUAAUAUAAAUGUAACCACCUUUGAGAAGAUUUUAUUAACAUAUAUAUAGAAAGAGGCUUGUUUUA
Molecule: messenger RNA, 3701 nt
Organism: Capsella rubella
Lineage: Eukaryota; Viridiplantae; Streptophyta; Magnoliopsida; Brassicales; Brassicaceae
Product: leucine-rich repeat receptor-like protein kinase PEPR2
Exons: 2
Coding region: 325-3582 (1085 amino acids)
Biological process (GO): protein phosphorylation
Molecular function (GO): ATP binding; protein binding; protein kinase activity
Source: RefSeq, a predicted model, not a curated record